ACCGGGAACAAGUGUCUUGACCUAUCGGUUGCGUGAUUUUAUCAGCCACCGUAGAGAUUUUGAAUGUGUUGAAAUCCGCUGGACGAGAGGGGCUGCAUGUAAUGAAGUCCAACAAUAGGCAGCGGAGAAAGAGACGGAGGGGAAGGAGAAGAAGGUAAAGGAGGGGGGAGGGUUGGCAUGUUCUCCUCCCGGGCGGAAGGAGACGUUGCGCUCAGGCAGGAGAAUGAAUCGCAGCGCCACCGAGCCUGAAUCCGACGUAGUAGAAUGGAGCUGAGAAUAAUCAGAGUUACAUUGUAGCCAGAAACAAACCGAAUAUUGUUACAAUCUAACAGUUCCGUCGGAGGAAUAGGACACAGCAAUGCGAAGCCUGCGCUGAACAGCAGCGGCCGGGUGAGAAAGAGGCAGAAAGAUGGGCGCCGUGCUACGGACUCUGUUGUUAUGUAGUUUUUGUUUGCUAAUACGAGGUGUACCCCUCCUGCUGUACGCCAACCGGCGGGACCUGCGGCUGGUGGAUGCGGCUCACGGCAGGGCCAACGCCACGGUGGUGGUGGGCGGUCUGGAGGACGCCGCCGCUGUGGAUUACGUAUACGCUCAGGGAUUGGUCUACUGGAGUGACGUCAGCGAGGAGGCCAUCAAACGCACCACCUUCAACCAAUCAGGGCCCGGCACGGCGGCGGCGGCCCAGACCGUGGUUGUAUCGGGGCUGGCGUCUCCGGACGGCCUGGCCUGUGAUUGGUUAGGCAGGAAGCUGUACUGGACGGACUCCGAGACCAAUCGGAUAGAGGUGGCUGAGCUGGAUGGAUCGUUACGGAGAGUUCUCUUCUGGCAGGACCUGGACCAGCCCCGAGCCAUCUCUCUGGACCCGGGGAGAGG
Messenger RNA from Salvelinus namaycush (lake trout), 873 nucleotides. RefSeq names its product low-density lipoprotein receptor-related protein 6-like. The record is from RefSeq and is a predicted model, not a curated record. The annotation marks the transcript as partial. NCBI's taxonomy places the organism in Eukaryota, Metazoa, Chordata, Actinopteri, Salmoniformes, Salmonidae. The transcript has 2 exons.